This is a messenger RNA of Rotaria sp. Silwood2, 672 nucleotides long. NCBI's taxonomy places the organism in Eukaryota, Metazoa, Rotifera, Eurotatoria, Philodinida, Philodinidae. The record is from the annotation of a GenBank genome assembly.
AUGGUUUCUGAUUUGUACAAUCUAGAUUUGAAAAAUACGUUACCGUUAGCUUGUGGAAUAGAAUAUUUACAUAUAUCAUCACUUAUACUUGAUGAUUUUCCAGCUCAAGAUAAUAGUGAUUUAAGACGUGGUCAACCAACAUUACAUAAAACAGUUAUAGAUAAUGAUAUACCUAAAAAUUUAUGUGAAGGUCGAGCACAAUUAGCAGCUAUUGAUUUAAUUGCUGUUAGUAUGAUUUUAAUUAAUCAUGAUCUUGUUAAAAAUGGAUUUUCACCUGAACGUGUUAAUCAAGUUGUUAGUGAAAUAUCUUUAUCAAUGCAUGAUUUAUGUAUUGGACAAAUGAUGGAUUUAUGUGCAGCACAUAUGGGUAUAGAAAAAGGAACUGAACUACUUGAAGAACUUGAUCAUAUUGCAUGGUUCAAAAUAGACAAAGCAAUUGAAGUCGUAAUUAUUAGGUCAGCUAAUGUUGAAGGAGAAAAUAUUGGUAAAUCAGCAGCACUUGAUAUAAAAAAUAAUACAGUAACUUAUGUAUCAAUAUUAGGUGUUGAAGGUACUCGACAACGUUUAAAAGAAUUUCGUCAACAAACAUUAAAAUUAAUUGAUGAAUGUUGGCCAUCAGGGGCUGAAACAAUUAAAGAUGUUGUUAAUUAUAUUGUAGAUAGAAAAAAUUAA